Thalassophryne amazonica is the source of this 2191-nucleotide messenger RNA. RefSeq names its product thrombospondin-type laminin G domain and EAR repeat-containing protein-like. Gene Ontology annotation, biological process: signal transduction. The coding region runs from base 6 to 2189 and encodes 727 amino acids. The record is from RefSeq and is a predicted model, not a curated record. The transcript is spliced from 13 exons. Lineage: Eukaryota; Metazoa; Chordata; Actinopteri; Batrachoidiformes; Batrachoididae.
ACCAAAUGGGCUGUUUGCUGGAAGCAGAUGUGAUGCCAUCGCUGAUGUUUUUGCUGCUCCUGCUCCCGGGGUUAAGGGUCACCGCUGUGAUGGCAGAUGCAGAGAGACGCCGCACAGAUUUGCUCCCAGUGGACAUUCUGGCAUUUGUCCUCAAGCAGGACGCCUCCAAACCUGUGCCAGGGGUGCACAUGCAGGAGGCUGGAGGGGUGAGGGGGGUGCGUUUCUCAAGUCCAUGUACUUCCACAAGCUUUCCCUUUUCUCAUCUCCUGAACUGUGACCAUUUCCCCAAAGAAUUCUCCCUGGUUGUGACAUUAAAGGUCGCUGACAUUGCACCCAAGAGGAAUGAAUAUAUCUUUUCCCUGAUGGCACCAAAAACAGUGGAGACCAGAGCUGCAGAGAAGGAUGCUGGGAAAAUGUCAGCUGGGCCAAUUGAAAGACUUGUUGAUGAGGAACUGGAAGCUGGACAAAGAGGCAAAAUGAGGAGAGCCAAAAGCAAUGAGCGACGUGGCCGGCUGAUCAUGGCACUGAGAUUAUCUAGAACGCGUGUGCACUUUGUUUUUAAAGGCCACAGAGGGGCCUUGGAGCAGUUGGCAUUUCGAAGCACCUGGUUGGCUGAUAACCAGUGGCACACCUUACUUUUUGGAGUUGACAGUGGUCAUGUCAGGCUCACAGUGGACUGCAGCUCCCCACAGGAAAUGGUUCCUUCCAGGCAUUUUCCUUCAGACCUCAACAUCCAAGGUUCAAGAUUCCACGUCGGCAGUAGGGGGAGAUCGAAAGGCUCCUUCUCAGGUUUGCUGCGACAGCUGGUUCUGGUUCCAGGUUCUGAUGCCAUGCCUCUGAUAUGCCACUCUUCCUCGCCUCAGCUCUCAGCUCUGUCAGUCCCACCGCUCCUGUUAGACCUCCCUGUCAAUGCGUGUGAGGCUGAAGGCCAUUUUCCUUCCUAUGAAGCAGAGCAGCGAGUGUCAGUGGGGUUAGAACGGUCGUGUUCACAGCUGCUCCGAGGUCAGAUGUGGUUUGAGCCAUUCAGGAAAGGACUCUACCUCUGCGAUGGAACAGCCUGGCUCACUGUGCUGCAGGAUCAUAAACGUCUGGACUAUGUGUUGGAACAUCAGGUCCUUAUCACCAGCUCAGAGACGCAUGAUGUAGAGGUGUUUGAGGUACCCGACAUGGGUCUAAUGGCUGCUAUGGCUCACCAGUCCACUGCCUUUGGAUCUGCUGUGUAUCUGUGGAGCAAUGCAAGUUUCCAACUCUAUCAGAACAUCAGCACCUAUGGAGCCCUGGCCUGGAGACACUUCAGCAUCGGCAAAAGGUGUAUUUUUCUGGUGACAUCUAAUUCUGAGAAUGAGCUACCCGUGAAUGCUAACAAACAGUCAGAUGCAGACAUCUCUGUGAUUUACAAGUGGAGCAACAAAAUAAAACGGUUUGUGCAGUUCCAGACACUGCAGACGCAUUGUGCACGAGACUGGGAGGCCUUUAACAUCAAUCGAGAAACCUAUCUUGCUGUGGCGAAUCACAGACGAGGUAAUAAUAAUCACACUAUAAACAGUGUGAUAUACAAAUGGAACACGCUAACAAAGUCUUUUGAGGUUCAGCAGCUGCUACGCACCUCCGGCGCCUAUGACUGGGAGUUCUUCACCGUUGGACCGUACCAUUUCCUGGUGGUCGCAAAUGCAUUUGAUGGAGUGACCACGUCGGUGGACUCUGUCAUCUACGUGUGGGUCAAUGGAAGCUUCCAGGUCUUCCAGACAAUUAAGACAUAUUGUGCCACAGAUUGGGAAAUGUUCCAGAUCGGCAGCAGAGUGUUCUUGGCUGUUGCUAACGGGCAUAGGCUUGAUGAUAAUGGACAAAGCCGAUAUGCCAUCAGCUCGACAAUAUACGAACUGGACAUGAAAGGAAAACUCUUCAUCCGCUUCCAGGAUAUUGUCACCCACAGUGCAAUGGACUGGGAGUUCUUCACCCUCGGGGAGGAAUAUUUUUUGAUUGUUGCCAACUCCUUUAAUGGCGACUCCUACUCACUCAACAGCAUUCUCUACAGGUGGCAGGGAUAUGAAGGUUUUGUUCCUGUUCACUGGCUCCCAACUAUUGGGUGCAGUGACUGGGAAUUUUUCAGCUCUAAGGGAGAAUCAUAUCUGAUCUACUCCAGUGCCAAAACAUCUCUCGCCAAGGUGUUCAAACUGAAAACUUACUAAAA